Papaver somniferum (opium poppy) is the source of this 1551-nucleotide messenger RNA. Its product is annotated as 2-alkenal reductase (NADP(+)-dependent)-like. Lineage: Eukaryota; Viridiplantae; Streptophyta; Magnoliopsida; Ranunculales; Papaveraceae. The coding region runs from base 733 to 1422 and encodes 229 amino acids. The transcript is spliced from 6 exons. Gene Ontology annotation, molecular function: 2-alkenal reductase [NAD(P)H] activity. The record is from RefSeq and is a predicted model, not a curated record.
AUCUGAGAAACACGAUACAUAGGUAAAAAGACAAACGUACCGAAACGUUACAAACUGAAGGCUGCUAUAUUGCCACGUUACCACAUUCAUUUUUCUCACUCCCUAGCCCCUUCUCUCCCAACCGGCGAAAACCCCAAGAAGACAACUCCCCAAAAAUUUCAUCUUUCUGCUUAAAUUGGGUUUUUUUACAAUCAAAUCCAGAAACCCAGAGAAGAAAAGAUGAUUGUUUUAGCUAGAAAGAAGAGCACGACCUGGAUGCGGCUUUGAAAAAGGUUGGAAUUUUGAAUAUUUGAUUUUGUGCUCUUGAUCUGUUUGUUUGAAUAACGAAUAGCCUGAGACUGACUUUUAUUCCCUCGGAAAACAUCAUUUAUAUCUUUAAUCAGAAGCCCCAGUUUCUGUUUCUGUUCAGCCAUCACGAAUUUACAAGCAUUAGUGUCUACAAUUUCUAAUUUGUUUGAAUUUAAGUGCGUUUCCAAGUUUCACAAUUGAAGUUCUCCCACUACUAAUUGUGCAGGGUGCGGAGCUAUAAACUAAGAUGGUUCAUUCUGCAAAACCCAAAUAGUUACAGACAAUCCUUACUUCAUAUGCAGUGAGCCUAUUUAACAAAAGCCAAUCAUUGGACAUGCUGUUUCCGAAGUGUUAGAUUCUGGAAACCCAAACUUCAAGCAAGGUGAUUAUGUGUGGGGGCUUGUUGGAUGGGAGCAGUACAGUCUCAUCGAAAACCCUCACCCUAUGGCCCUAACAAAGAUAGACUACACUGACGUACCUCUUUCCUAUUACACUGGAAUCCUUGGUAUGCCCGGAUUGACUGCUUAUAUUGGGUUCAAUGAGCUUACUUCUCCUAAAAAGGGAGAAUAUGUAUAUGUCUCGGCUGCAUCAGGUGCAGUUGGACAGCUUGUUGGCCAAUUUGCCAAGUUGAUGGGUUGUUAUGUUGUUGGGAGUGCGGGAUCCAAAGAAAAGGUUGAUUUGUUGAAGAACAAGUUUGGAUUUGAUGAUGCUUUCAACUAUAAAGAAGAGCAUGACUUUGCUGCAACAUUGAAAAGGUACUUCCCUAAGGGAAUCGAUAUCUACUUUGAGAAUGUGGGUGGAAUGAUGCUCGAAGCUGUCCUCCCGAAUAUGGCUCUCCAUGGUAGAAUCUCGGUUUGUGGAAUGAUUUCACAAUACAAUCUUGAGCAGCCUGACGGGGUUCACAACUUGUUUCUUCUUGUCGUGAAACGUGUUCGUAUGGAAGGGUUUCUUAUUUCAGAUUACCAACACCUUUACCCGAAGUUCUUGGAAAUGAUGAAGCAGUAUUUCAUGGGAGGAAAGUUAGUUUACGUUGAAGAUACAGUGGAAGGUCUUGAGAGUGCUCCUGCUGCAUUGGUAGGUCUUUUUAGUGGCCGCAACGUUGGGAAGCAGGUAGUCCGAGUUGCCCAUGAAUGAUUACUUUUUAUGUGAGAUGUAUUUUAUCGUUAGAAUGGAUUUUAGCUUGAGGUCAACCAAUAUGAAACGAAAUUCGCCUCAGUUGUCAAUACUACUUCUUUUCUUUCUUUCUUUCUUAUUUCUGCAUAA